AUGACCGCGUCCCGACGCGUCUCCGUCCCCCAGGACGUCGAAGGGCGCUUGGCUCCCUCUCGCUCUUCCCGUCUUAUUGACACCUUUCCGUCAAUCAACGGCGAGACACUCUUUGGCAUGGCGUCGUGCUCGAAGACGUUUCUGGCCACCUCUGUCGGCAUCGCUCGCGGAAAGAACUGCAUUCCACUCCCGCCUUCGGUCUCUGCAUCCAGCCGGGACACCAAAUUCCACGACCUUCUGCCUGAAGAGCUCGGACGGUCGCUGCAAGAACCCAACGGGACGUUGGACGGAUGGACGACGCGCGGGGCCACGGCAGACAUAGUUGGGCGGAUGCGUGUGUUCAGUUCGGCGUAUGAGCUGCGCGAGAAGUGGUCGUACAACGACCAGACCUUUGGCCUGACACUGCCCGCGCAGAUGCACAUGCUCUGCGCGCACCUCGUCGCGCACUACUCCGGCAUGUCAUACGCCGACUUUCUCUCCAGGCGCAUCUUUAGCCGGCUCCACAUGGACGACACGACCGUCUGGCCGUCCGUCGCCCAGCGGUCCGGCAGGCUCGCGCACUCGUGGAACAAGGACGCGACGAGCUCGUCGCCCCGUCGGACUCAUGCCCCGAAGAAUACGUCCACCGCCCCUCCGUCGCUCAGCAUCGCGCGCUACGCCGGCUUGUGCACCUCCCCCGGCUACGCACCCAUCGCACACUGCAACACCGAGUCCACCUCCGCCUACUGCAAGGACGUCCUCUCGGACUUCCUUUCGCUCGGAAAGCCGAGUUCCUUCGCGGGUGGCCUGUGCGUCGCUUUCCGGAGCGUGUGA
Molecule: messenger RNA, 813 nt
Organism: Epithele typhae
Lineage: Eukaryota; Fungi; Basidiomycota; Agaricomycetes; Polyporales; Epitheliaceae
Product: beta-lactamase/transpeptidase-like protein
Exons: 7
Coding region: 1-813 (270 amino acids)
Source: RefSeq, a predicted model, not a curated record